This is a messenger RNA of Durio zibethinus, 2155 nucleotides long. It is a transcript of the gene REP, whose product is annotated as Rab escort protein. Gene Ontology annotation, biological process: protein geranylgeranylation; intracellular protein transport; small GTPase-mediated signal transduction. Gene Ontology annotation, cellular component: cytosol; Rab-protein geranylgeranyltransferase complex; cytoplasm. The record is from RefSeq and is a predicted model, not a curated record. Gene Ontology annotation, molecular function: GDP-dissociation inhibitor activity. Lineage: Eukaryota; Viridiplantae; Streptophyta; Magnoliopsida; Malvales; Malvaceae.
AAUUAUUUGAAAGAGGUUCCCUUUCGUCAUUAACUUGCUACUCUUUAAUCUGCUAGCAUUUCUUCUUCAACAUGGAGGACCUCCCACCCUACCCCCCAAUUGAUCCUACCACCUUCGACCUCAUCGUCAUAGGCACCGGCCUACCAGAAUCCAUUAUAGCUGCCGCCACCUCUACCGCCUCUAAAUCCGUCCUCCAUCUCGAUCCUAAUCCCUUCUAUGGCUCCCACUUCUCCUCUCUCCCUCUCGCCGAUCUCCAGGCCUUCCUCUCCUCCCAUCCGACCUCACCCUCUUCUGGCUACCAUCACGAUUUCUCCGUCUUCGAUUUCGCCACUCGUCCUCUCUACUCCUCCCUCGACAUCUCCAGUUUUUCCCCUGACCUCCUCCAUCAACACUCUAGAAAGUUCAACCUCGAUGUGGCUGGACCUAGAGUCUUCUUUUGCGCCGACAAAUCUAUUGACUUGAUACUAAAAUCUGGAGCCAACCAGUACAUGGAGUUCAAGAGUAUUGACGCCACUUUCGUAGGGGACGACAAGGGAAACCUCUGGAGUGUGCCAGACUCCAGAGCUGCCAUAUUCAAAGACAAGAGCCUGGGACUCUUGGAGAAGAAUCAGUUAAUGAGGUUCUUCAAGCUGGUGCAGGGACACUUGGCUGGCGAACAAGGCAUCCAGAUUUUCGAAGAGGAUUUGCAGAGUCCGUUUGUUGACUUCUUGAAUAAAAUGGGAUUGCCUCCCAAGAUUAAAUCCUUUAUACUUUAUGCAAUAGCGAUGGCGGAUUAUGAUCAAGAAGAUAUUGGAGUUUGUAGAGAUUUGCUCACGACAAAAGAUGGGAUCGAUCAAUUGGCUCUGUAUAAUGCAUCUAUUGGCAGGUUUCCAAAUGCACUUGGGGCUUUGUUAUAUCCUGUCUAUGGGCAAGGGGAACUAUCCCAAGCCUUUUGCCGUCGUGCUGCUGUCAAAGGUUGCCUUUAUGUAUUGCGUAUGUCAGUUACUGCAUUGCUUGUAGACAAGGAUACUGGGUGUUAUAAGGGUGUUAGAUUAGCUUCAGGUCAGGAUAUAUUCAGCCAGAAACUGAUCCUUGAUCCAUCCUUUAUGGUACCAUUGCCAGCAGGCUCAUCCCUACCACAUCCACUUCAAGAUAAGCUUCCAGUUUUCAGUCUUAGGGAUGAUAGAGGAAAGGUAGCAAGGGGAAUAUGCAUCACAAAAACUUCUUUGAAACCCAAUAUAUCAAACUUUUUGGUUGUAUAUCCUCCAAGAUCAUUGUUUCCUGAGCAGGUUACUUCAAUCAGACUUCUGCAGAUAGGUAGCAAUUUGUCUGUUUGCCCACCAGACAUGUUUGUGUUAUAUAUUUCAGCAUUAUGUAAGGACGACGAUCAAGGAAAGAAGUUACUUCAUGCAGUCAUGAAUACCCUUCUUACAGUACCUGUUUCUAUAAAUUCUGAAAGUAAUGCUGCAGUUCAAAGUGAGACUGCAGAAAGUGGUUGUGCAGUUCUAGAUGAGACUGCAGAAAGUAGUUUUAGAGGUCGAAGUGACCCUGGAGAAGGAAAACCUACUCUACUUUGGAGUGCAUCGUAUAUUCAGGAGCUUACUUUGGGUCAAGUUGAUUUUAUCUGUUCAACUCCCAUGCCAGAUGGAAAAUUGAACUACAAUGAUCUCAUAGAUGUGACUUGUAAGUUAUUUCGGGAGAUGUACCCCGAGGAAGAAUUCUUUCCAGAAACAUCCUCGGAGAAUUCUGAGGGUGAUGGUGAUGUUGCUCUGGAGACAUAGAGAUUUGCUGAAUGCAAUAUUCUCUAUACUUAAUGGAGCAUCAAACAAUCAGAAUCCUUUUCGAAGAUUGUGCUCAAGUGAUGGGAGGAUGCUGCUAUCUAAUGAUCUAUUUAAAGUGGUGAAGAGAAAGGGAGAACUACAUACAAUUCCAAAACAUGGUGAGGAAACCUAACAAAUUUUCAGUCUUUUGCGGAUAAUUAGACAACUGUAGGCUUGGUUUCCCUUGUAUAAACUUGUGUUGUAUCCAUCUCUUGCUAGUUUUGUAUUUGGCCGGAUCUCUUGCUAGUUUGAUAGUUCUGAUGUAACGGUAAAAAAAAAAAACAUUUUUUAUCUGUUCCCAAAGUAUGAAAAACAGUUGCAGUGGCAGUUAUGAAGAGUAUUUGGUCGUUGCAUUA